AUGCACAUUGCAGUGGAUUUUAAUGCUUCUUUUGUAGUGCGUGCGGGUGGCUGCUGCUUCCUCCGUGGGCAUGAAGAGAAGGAAGAGACAGUGGGAGUGCGCCGCGGCUCUCAUCCCCUGUGGGAAGGUUGCGCUGCGUGUGGCGGCAUUGCUUUUAAACGCCGAACCAACACGCACGAGGACAUGGCACGGAGCGGAAGACUUCCUCUUUGUUUUGUUUCUGCUGCUGUGGGUGUGGGCGCGGCUGCGUCGGACUUGUCGGCACGAUGGCCGCAGCGUGUGGCUGUCACUCUGUUCUCUUGGGAAUAUGCCGCGACUCUUUUACGUGUGUUUUGUUUCGGGGACAAUGUGCUGGCGGCUGUGUGA
Trypanosoma cruzi is the source of this 366-nucleotide messenger RNA. RefSeq lists its product as uncharacterized. The record is from RefSeq and is a predicted model, not a curated record. The transcript has a single exon. NCBI's taxonomy places the organism in Eukaryota, Euglenozoa, Kinetoplastea, Trypanosomatida, Trypanosomatidae. The coding region runs from base 1 to 366 and encodes 121 amino acids.